This is a messenger RNA of Acaulospora colombiana, 2005 nucleotides long. The record is from the annotation of a GenBank genome assembly. Lineage: Eukaryota; Fungi; Glomeromycota; Glomeromycetes; Diversisporales; Acaulosporaceae.
UGACACUUCAUCAAAUCAAGACCCAGACCACGAUCCUUCCACAGCAAUACUUCGUAAGAAACCUGCACCCAAUAAACUAAUUGUCGACGAUGCAACGAACGAUGACAACUCCGUGAUGUCGCUUUCCACAGCUACCAUGGAAAAGUUACAGCUCUUUCGUGGAGAUACUGUGAUGAUAAAAGGGAAGAAGAGGCGCGAUACUGUACUGAUUGUUUUGGCCGACGAUACGUGUGAAGACACGAAAGUUGCACAAGAUACCGUCAUACAUUGUGAAGGUGAUCCUAUCAAACGAGAAGAUGAAGAAGCAAACUUAAAUGAUGUCGGAUACGAUGAUAUUGGUGGAUGUCGCAAGCAAAUGGCACAAAUUCGCGAACUUGUCGAGCUUCCUCUUCGACAUCCACAACUCUUUAAAUCUAUCGGUAUUAAACCUCCGCGUGGUAUUCUCAUGUAUGGGCCACCGGGUACCGGUAAAACUUUGAUUGCUCGCGCUGUGGCCAAUGAAACUGGUGCAUUCUUUUUUUUAAUCAAUGGUCCUGAAAUCAUGUCUAAAAUGGCCGGCGAAUCGGAAAGUAAUUUAAGAAAGGCAUUUGAGGAAGCAGAAAAAAAUAGUCCUGCUAUUAUUUUUAUUGAUGAAAUUGAUGCUAUUGCGCCAAAGAGGGAAAAGGCAAUGAUGGCUGCGACUAAUCGCCCAAACAGUAUUGAUCCCGCUUUAAGACGUUUUGGUCGAUUUGACCGUGAAAUUGAUAUCGGUAUUCCCGAUCCAACUGGACGGUUAGAAAUUCUUCGUAUUCACACUAAAAAUAUGAAAUUAGAUGAAGACGUCGACUUAGAACAAAUUGCCUCUGAGACUCAUGGCUAUGUCGGUUCAGACAUAGCGUCACUUUGUUCCGAGGCUGCUAUGCAACAAAUUCGUGAGAAAAUGGACUUGAUUGAUCUGGAGGAUGAAACGAUUGAUGCAGAGGUCCUGGAUUCUCUGGCCGUCAGCAUGGAUAAUUUCAGAUACGCUUUGGGCGCAUCCAACCCAUCAGCCCUAAGAGAAACCGUUGUUGAAGUUCCGACAGUCUCAUGGAAUGAUAUUGGCGGGCUUGAAAAAGUUAAACAAGAACUUCAAGAAACUGUACAAUAUCCGGUGGAACACCCAGAUAAAUUCUUGAAAUUUGGCAUGUCUCCCUCAAAAGGUGGUCCUGAACUAUUGACGAUGUGGUUCGGAGAGUCAGAGGCAAAUGUACGUGAUGUUUUUGACAAAGCACGCGCUGCUGCCCCAUGUGUGAUGUUUUUUGAUGAGUUAGAUUCAAUUGCAAAAGCACGAGGUGCAUCACUCGGUGACGGUGGUGGUGCUGGAGACCGUGUGCUUAAUCAAAUUCUCACUGAAAUGGAUGGUAUGAAUGCAAAAAAGAAUGUCUUUGUCAUUGGUGCUACGAAUCGUCCCGAUCAAAUUGAUCCUGCUUUACUUCGUCCUGGCCGUCUUGAUCAGUUAAUCUACAUUCCCCUUCCUGAUGAGCCUUCGAGAUUCUCGAUCUUAAAGGCUACCUUACGAAAAUCGCCCGUCGCGGAUGAUGUUGACUUACCAUACUUGGCAAAGUCAACACACGGUUUCUCUGGUGCCGAUUUGACAGAAAUUUGUCAGCGUGCUUGUAAACUAGCCAUCAGGGAGAGUAUUGAAAAGGAUGUGCAACGAGAGCGGGAGCGUAAGGAAAAGCAAGAAGCUGGGGAAGAAGUUCCUAUGGACGAAGAUGAAGUAGAGUAUGAUCCGGUCCCAAAAAUUACGAGGGCUCAUUUUGAGGAAGCCAUGAAGUUUGCUCGUCGUUCUGUAUCAGACAAUGAUAUUCGUAAAUAUGAAAUGUUUGCUCAAAAUCUACAGCAGUCUCGUGGAUUUGGGCCAAAUUUCAAAUUUCCCGAAGGCGGUAUUGGAGGUUCAUCUGCAGAUGGACAAAGUGGGAGCGCCAUGGAAGUUUCUAAUUCUGGAUUUGGUCGGGAUACAGGCGAUGAUGAUCUAUAUUCUUAA